AUGUCAACUUGGCAACAACAUGCUUUAUCAAAUGCAGCAAUUAAUAGUCAAAAUCAAUCAGUUAAUAAUCAUAAUAACAAUCAUAGAUCGAAUUCAGUUGAGACGUCUGAUAGUUUAGGAGACAUAAAUCAUACAUCGGCUCUUUCGGGAGAUUUUGGUAAUCUCUUUAAUCAAUCUGAUUACAGUGAUAUUGAAUUAUUAGUUGAAUCGGAACAUUUUUAUGCUCAUCGUAUUAUUUUAGCUGCACGUUCAGAAUAUUUUCGUGCCUUACUUUAUGGAGGUUUACGUGAAUCUCAAUGUGAUAAUCAUAUAAUUGAAAUAAAAGAAUGUCAAUCAGCAGCAUUUAAAAUUCUUUUACAAUAUAUUUAUACAGGACGAAUUAAUUUACUUAAAGAAAAAGAAGAUAUUUUACUUGAUUUACUUGGUCUUGUACAUCAAUAUGGUUUUCAACAAUUAGAAACUAGUUUAUCAAUAUAUUUAAAAUCAAUUUUAUCAUUAAAAAAUCUCGAUUUAUUGAUAAUCAUGCACCGGAAAUAA
This is a messenger RNA of Rotaria sordida, 537 nucleotides long. The record is from the annotation of a GenBank genome assembly. NCBI's taxonomy places the organism in Eukaryota, Metazoa, Rotifera, Eurotatoria, Philodinida, Philodinidae.